Mya arenaria is the source of this 6399-nucleotide messenger RNA. Its product is annotated as protocadherin beta-8-like. Gene Ontology annotation, cellular component: catenin complex; plasma membrane. Gene Ontology annotation, molecular function: calcium ion binding; cadherin binding. The transcript is spliced from 10 exons. The coding region runs from base 1449 to 4913 and encodes 1154 amino acids. Lineage: Eukaryota; Metazoa; Mollusca; Bivalvia; Myida; Myidae. The record is from RefSeq and is a predicted model, not a curated record. Gene Ontology annotation, biological process: homophilic cell-cell adhesion.
CUAUUAACGGAGGCCGGACCCAAAUUACCAACAGGCAGGCAACGUUUAAACAUGCAAAUGAACAGUUGAUUGAUCCAUGUAAAUAUUCAGUGUAUAUUAAGUUCAUUAUUAAAAAUUGUGAUUAUUCUCUAUGAAAUAUGAGGAUGAUUCUCAAAUUAAUCCCUAGGGAGGAAGAAAGGUAGUUCGUUCUUUGGAGAUAAUUUUCUGCUGUAUUAGAUUAUCAUAAAGAUUUUAUCCGUUAUUUAUUGUCGCCUUUUCACCCCAAUUUUUUCCUUAUGAAUUGUCCGCGAAAGGAAAUUUAGGCUUAAGGGGUCACACCAAGCCAAAUUUUGAUGCCUUUCAGGGAUAAAUAACCCUUUCACCAGGCAGUCGACAUGUGGACAGUACAUACAGGAUCUGACCAAGGGAAGUUCCAAGUACCAGCAGCUGACAUGGAACAUGCUAGAGUCCAUCUCCUGGGCAGAGUUCUUGGAAGAAUUCAGAACCUUUGGUGCGUCUGCUGCAAGAAGCUACGUAAAGUCACCAACUCUAGAGAUCAGACCUUAGGACCUGUUGGAUGCGAGAAUGACAACUAUACUUCAACAUCACAGCAACUUUGUUUACUCAUUGUGCCAUUCUUUUUGAAUUUUGAAAGAUUUUGAGAUUUUCAAAAAAAAUGGAAAAAAUAUUACUUGAACUUUAUGAAAUGAAACUUGGCACACAUGUUCACAAUUAAUGAUACAGAAUGGUUCAGAAUUUGUGUUUGAAGCUGCUUAGCAAGUCCUUUCAUUAUGGUAAACUUUCAUUAAAUGUGUUAAAUGCACCUUAAAAAAAAGACAGUUUGCCAUGGUUUUUGAUGUUGAUGUCUUGCUUUCGGUUACCCACUAAUAUACUUAUCAUAGUUUUAAGUCGAAAAUACUUAGUUUAUAAUACUAGUAUCAAAAUAUGUUGAGAUGUUUAUUGAAAUAUACGGGUUUCCUCCAAGUUUACUGCGAUUUUUUCUCAUUACAGAAGAUUGAACUCAUGCGUAACAUUGUGCCAACAAGAGGGAUUGAUAUAAUGGUGUAAGAAAUUGUUUAACCAUUGUUGUAAAAUAAAUAAGUUUAAACUUAAUUACAGAAAAGCAAUGUAAAGUAUAAAUUUAAACUUUCAGGAACCAGAAUGAUAGCUUGGUGCAGAUUUUAUGGCCAUGGUGGCUUGACCACAUUACACAACGCCCCAGUAUGAUGGACCUUCGUUACUUGGCAGGAAACAACUUUAUAUGGCCAGUUUUUCUUCGGGCAAAAGAUGGCCCUUCUUCUGCCAUGUGACAGACAGGAAGAGUUACUCAAUAUUUCGACAUCAUUCAGUAGCUGGGAUGGUCCGUGACCCAUAUGAGCAAGUUCUAUACAUGUAACAGUGUCGAAAAACAGAGAUAUGCUUAUUAAGCUGUUGUGAUACAUUGACUGAAACGAUUUACCUUGAUCACCAUGUCGUUGUUCAUCAAUCUCAUCAUCAUCGCAGCUGUUGUUGUGAUAGUGACAGCCACUAUCCCGCCAAUCCGGUUUACCAUGACAGAGGAAGAGCCCAGCGGAUAUAGAGUGGGCUCCGUGGCCAAUGAAACCCAGCAAUAUCUAGAGUGGGACCCAACAGAUCUUACAUACUCCACUGAGGGAAGCACGCUUUUCAGUAUUAACGAUGAGACUGGGGACAUUUAUACGCUCGUUGUGAUUGAUCGUGAACACGUGUGCGAAUACCAGAGUGACUGUAUGGUUAAAAUGGACGUUGCUGUGAGGUCGACAGAUAAUCGCUUAUUUGAGGUGAUCUCGGUAGAAAUCAUCAUUGAAGACAAAAAUGACAACACGCCAAUGUUUCCAACGGAUGUAACCAAAGUUGACAUUGCGGAGAAUAGCCCAGUUGGAUCUGCCUUCAAAAUUGAGCUCGCUACUGACAAAGACACCGGAGCACAAAACUCUGUCCAGAGUUACGAACUGUUGUUAAAUGAAGGAUCGACGGGUUUCUUUUCUUUGAAUAUUACCAAGAACUUGGACAGCACUUUCAAUCUCAAACUCAUUCUAACAAAGGAAUUGAACAGAGAGGUGAAGGACUCUUACAGUGUGGUUGUUAUUGCCAAGGAUGGAGGGAACCCAGUGAAAUCUGGGACACAGAGAAUCAACAUAAAUGUCACAGACGUAAAUGACAACGACCCUCAGUUCACCCAGACUUUUUACAAUGUCACUAUCAAAGAAACAUCAGGCAUUCAUGAAACAAUCCUUUAUCUUUCUGCCAACGACAAAGAUGCUUACGAAAAUGCCAGAGUUUCUUACAGAAUAAGUGAAUUUUACCUGAAUAACGAUGGUUUACGAGAAAUAUUCUACCUAGUCAAAGAAACAGGAGAACUGAAAGUUAAGUCUGACCUCUCUUCUUAUGCGGGACAAUCAUUUAAAUUUUUUGUCGAGGCCUUUGACCAUGGGGCUGUACCACGGUCUUCUCAGGCUGAAGUUGAAGUGCAUAUUCAAGACUCCGGAAAUAAUGCCCCUAUUGUCAGUUUUAGCUUCUUUUCCCCUGGAAACACCGGCUAUGUGAAUGUGCCAGAAAACGCUUUGAACCAGACAUUUGUAGCCCAUGUAAGUGUCACUGAUCUUGAUAGUGGCGAAAAUGGACAAAUCGAAUGCAGGAUCUCAAAUACUCACUUCGCUAUUGUGAAAAUGGAUAAGGGCUACAAGGUGGUCGUCAAUGCUAUUCUUGACAGAGAAGUUCUCAGUACCUACAACCUGACUGUUACCUGCUCAGACAAGGGAACGCCAGUCAUGAGUGACUCAGCUUCGUUCUUUGUUCACAUCACAGAUUACAACGACAACAGGCCAGUGUUCGAUCCUCAAAUCUACCGUGUAAAACUCACUGAAAAUAAUCAGGGGACCGAACUGAUAACUAAAGUUAUGGCCACUGAUGAAGAUGAUGGCAAAAAUGCUAUAUUUCACUACGUACCACAUGAAGAUGCCAUGGACCGAUUUGUUGUUGACAGCAAUACUGGGAAGGUAACUGUUAAUGCUGUUUUUGAUCGGGAAGUCGAACCUGUGGUAGUCUUUCGAGUCCUUGCUGUGGACAAUGGUAACCCAGCUCUCACAGGGACAGCUACAGUUUUCCUUACCUUGCUCGAUGUCAACGACAAUGCACCAACUUUUACGGAAUCUUCGUACAAAAUCGCAGUGAAAGAGAACCAAGAAACUGGCUCUGAUGUGUUCAAGUUCAGAGCUGAUGAUAAAGAUGAUGGUGUUAAUGCUGAAUUUGUUUUCUCUCUUGCCCCGGAAUUUGUGAGCUCUGUGCCAUUUGUUAUGUUCAGUAACGGACAAUUAAAAACCAACAAACAGCUGGAUAGGGAGGAAAGGAGUCGCUACGAUUUUGUUGCCAUAGUUACGGAUAGGGGAAAUCCCCAGCAGAGCAGCCGUGUGCCUGUGAUUGUCAGCGUUGAAGAUGUAAAUGACAACCAACCGGUUAUAACAUUCCCCAGACCAUCGAACAACAGUGUUAUAGUUUCCUACCCAGACUUUGAGUCAGAAUAUAUCACUACCGUUGAAGCUUAUGACCUUGAUGAAGGCCGCAACAAAGAACUGUUUUACUCAAUCGUUGCUGGAAAUGACAUGGACAUCUUUGAAAUGGACUCUGUUUUUGGAAACUUGUAUUUCAAGUCACAAAUUGACAUUGGUGCUGAUAAAAUUAUUGCCCUGGAUAUUUCCGUUAAAGACAAAGGUGACAAUCCCUUAGAAACGAUUAAGACAUUGUUCGUAGAGCUGAAAUAUACAAAUGCAACAUUCUUGAAAAGUAUUUCUGACGGUGCAAAUUCCAGCAACGUCAUCAUUUCUGUUGUCGUUGUCAUAAUAACAUUGGUCAUUUCCGGUGUCAUUAUUGGCGUAAUUCUGUUCCUCAGAACUUUGGACAGGAAACGUAAAGAAAAAGAAUCAAACAGCACGAGCUCGACCCUGGAAUCGGAUUUCGGUUUUACCCAACAGAACCCGAAUCACACGAUCCUCUCGGUGGAUACUCUGUCAUCAGGUUCGGCUUGUGAGGGUCAAGACCUUAUAAAAAAGAAAGAAGUGAGCUUUGUUCUCGACGGAAAUGACUCGUAUGAAUUUAAUCAACAAAGACAGACAACCAGUACCGCUGCCAAAGAUAAGCCUUCGAAGUCAUCCCUGCGUUACUUGCCACAGCAGUUUCCCCACCAUGCCUCAUCCCCCGCGUCUCAAGACGCACGAGACCACAUGUCCGGCUCCCCGACAGUGCUUGAUUCCCGGGAGCUACAGCACGAGGCAAACAACCAGCUUCACUCCCUCAAACUUCAGCAGGUGAUACUGCAGAAUCGCGCUAAACAGUGGGUCGAGCAGCAACACCAGUUUGGUACGUGCCCAGAUGACCACCACAGCGAGGGCUCAGCCGAGACGAUACCCAGUGACAGUGGACGGGGUUGUAGCGAAGAAGACGACAUGUUCAGCACGCCCUCUGCUGAUGAUCCAAAGCUGUUUGAGUUAUCUAGUCCCGAGUCCCAGCGCAGUAGCGGGCUGAUUCCACCCCCCAAGCCCUACCAUGCUGUUCUAGAGCCACAAAAUUCCACCAGCAUUUACACAAAGCAACCCUGGUCUCGUAGACCCCACCUUGCCUCGCAUCGUGACACAAGACCAACACAAAGUCAGCUCAGUUUGAACAGAAAUCUUAACAUUCGUCAUUCAGGAUAUUUAGACAGUGUUUCCAGUGUUAAUAAUGAAAGCCAAAAUCGUAUGUCAUGGGGUAGUGCAUUAUACGGCAAUGUGAUGCCGAUGGACUUCACAGGCGAUUCCGCGUUGCAUUCGUUCUUCGACAAAACACCCAUGACUUACGCCAAUGCCUAUCGAGACGAUGAAGACACAUGUUCAACCACCACCUCCGGAAGUUACACAAUAUACUCCGAGGAAAUCUUGUGAUCCAUACUGACUCUUAAUUAAGCCAGACUGUGAUAGGUGAUAGGUGGUACAAUAAGAGACGAUGACAUGUGUUUUGAGCUCGUGAGCAAAUUGGUGCUAUCUUUUCAUCUGUCUUUUUGACAUUGUGUCGAUCUCAUUGUAUUCAAUGUUACAUGAGAAUAAACAUUCAUUAUGUGAUCUCAAUAAUGACUUAUACAGAGUAACCAAUGAAUGUCGUUGAAAGAUAAAGGCUUAAAAAGGCUAGAAAACACUACAAUAUUCGAUGAAAAGCUGCCAAGUUUAUAAUCCUAGAAUAUCUGAUUGGAGAGGUCGCUGUCAUACAUUCAGACGAAGACGGUUACAUCAUGUCUUGUCAGGUGUAAAUCCCGCUGUGAGGACCCUAAUCUGCCGGGCACGCCAUUCUUAAAAGGGCUCUAAUCUCCUGGAUCCCUCGAUAUGCCUGUUCCUGAGCUCAGCAUGGCUACAGCCUCAGUAUAGACCCGUUUACCAAAUCUCAUUCUUCUAGAGCGAGGAAAAAGUGGGCUGGGGCAAAAAAGCUGCGAGGCCAGUUGGAAUACUGAUCAGUCCAUGGGGCGCUACCAGUGACGAUUAUUAUUACAAGUGUGCAGCACCAUGCCCAAAUACCAGGAUCGGAGAUGUGAUCAGUCUGGAUGUCCUUGCGGCUGGGAGAAUAUGGAUGCCGAGAAUACAACAAUGACAUCGGUCCGGAAACAGGUCAUGACGAUUGGAAGGUUGAAGCGAUCAGCAAUGUAAUACCAUUCUUGGGAUGAUAAACUGGCUUUCCUGAAGACUUUGUAGGGAUUAACUUUAGAACUUUUGUGUGCGAGAUUAAAUGUCGCUUGGAAUCCAACAACACCAUCUGUACGGAGACGGGUCAUGAUGAACGAAAGAACCGAAACAUGCGGUGACUGGUACCAUAAUACCAUUCGUGGAUAAUUGGCUUUUCUAAGCAGAGACUUACUUUAAAAAUAAUAGAAAGUGUUAUUGGUUCAUAAGCAGAAGAAAAUCGACAUUGACAAUUCAUAUUUUGAAUGCAUUUGAUGCAUUAGUGAAAGUCACUUACUGUAUACGGGAAUCUGUAACUUAUUUUAUUAAUUCUAGUGCUUGUGUUUUAACACUCCCAUUUGUAAAUUCUACAGUUUAACUGUAAAUAUUGUUGUAUAUAUUCAUGUUAUUAAGUAUUAUUAUUGUUGAUGACGCUGUUAGAAUGUUGAAAUUAUUGGUUUUUAGUGCAGGUACCAAUAAAUUUACUACAUUUACUGAUAAGAUAUUGGUGGAUGUUGUUGCUGAUGCAAUAUGAACAUAGAUCACAUUGUUUGUAUUUCAUGUAUUAUGUUAACAGCUGUUAAAUCAAGGGACAGCUAAAGUUGUUUAUAUUAUACAUGCAAAGUGAAUUGAUUUAUUUUGUACAUGUGUUGAAUAGCAAUCGAAAUAGUGCAUUGAAAAUAAUAGAAAGUGAUCUCAAAAUAAAAAAUGAGAAAAUUAU